This is a messenger RNA of Heterobilharzia americana, 1869 nucleotides long. NCBI's taxonomy places the organism in Eukaryota, Metazoa, Platyhelminthes, Trematoda, Strigeidida, Schistosomatidae. The record is from the annotation of a GenBank genome assembly.
GACACGAUAGAUGAUAAUUCACAAGUGAUAUAGACAACAGAUAUGAAUAUUAAAUGUUUGGAUAUUUUACAUUUUAAUGAUGUAUACGAAAUUGAAGGACAAAAACAGGAACCUGUAGCCGGUGCAGCACGAUUCACUACAGCACUGAAAGAACAUGGAGCUGGAAAAGAAAGUAUUGUCUUAUUUUCUGGAGACUGUUUAAGCCCAUCGUUUAUUAGUAAUGUAACUCAAGGACGUCAUAUGCCACCAAUUAUGAAUAAAAUGUCUAUUCAGUGUGCAUUAUUCGGUAAUCAUGAAUUUGAUUUUGGAUUAGAUAUCUGUCAAGAAUGCAUUGAGGCAUGUAACUUUCCUUGGAUUAAUAGUAAUAUAUAUGAUGCAGAAAACAACACACUGAUUGGUACAGAUUUACCAUAUAAAAUUAUCAAGCAUGAUGGUAUUAAAAUAGGAAUAAUUGGUUUAGUUGAGAAAGAUUGGGUAGAAACUGUCGCAUGCUUUACUUCAUCACUUAUAAAUGUAAAAGAUUUUUGUGAAACUGGUAAAAAACUUGGACAAUUUCUAAAGUCACAACAAAAAUGUUGUCUAGUCAUCGCAUUAACUCAUAUGAGGUGGCCAAAUGAUCGUUUACUAGCUGAAAAGGUUCCAGAGAUCGAUUUAAUUCUUGGUGGACAUGAUCAUGAAUAUGAAUAUGAGUGGAUUACAUUAAAUGAAAGUUUAUUUCUUGAUUCCAGUCAAACACUAGACAGAAACAAAAUCACCACUAAACGUUUAGUUCUGAAAAGUGGUAGUGAUUAUAAAACAUUCUCACACUUACGAAUUAACUAUGAUAAAGAGAAUUGUAAAAUACUGGACGUUAAAAUUGAACAAGUAUUGAUUGAUAGUCACUGGAAGCCAGAUGAAGAAGUUUUACAGCUUGUCAGUCAGUAUACUGAGAAAUUAGAAAGUAAAUUGGACAGAUCACUGGGAAGAAUUGAAGUACCGUUGGAUGCAAGAUUUGCUUCAGUACGCACACAAGAAACAAAUAUUGGAAAUCUUAUUUGUGAUAUAAUACUGACUGCUGUUUAUGCAAACUGUGUAUUAUGCAAUUCUGGUUCUCUAAGAGCUGAUCGGAUCAUUGAAGCUGGAACAUUCACCCUACGUGACUUGACCAGUAUACUACCAUUUUUAGACCAACUCGUCGUCAUUGAAAUAACUGGCCAGCAGUUAUUAGAGGCAUUGGAGAAUUCUGUAUCAGAAUAUCCAAAAUGUGAAGGACGUUUUCCACUUAUCGGUGGUAUGCGUUUCGCAUUUGAUCCAUCUAAGCCAAGCGGUACACGAGUUGUCAAUGAAAGUGUUUCAGUUCAAAAUGAACCAAUAAAUAUGAACCGGAAGUAUCGUUUAUGCAUAAAAAGUUAUCUGUAUACUGGAAAUGAUGGUUAUCAUGUAUUUACCAAGUGUCCACUUUUACUGGAUGAAGAAAAAUGUCCAAUUCUGCCAAUACUAGUACAGAAUUAUUUUAGGACAAUACAGGUUCUUGCAGGAUUUGGACGAUUUCGUACACGUCAUCGUCAGAGUCUUAUACCGAUGACGGAGAGACAUAAGUUAAUGAAAGAAUCAUGUCCUGAAAACUCAUCAUCUUCAACAAACCCAUUGGAUCCUACUUCACGAUGGAUUAAAGCAGUGCAAUUUUUAAUUGAAGAACGUGAGAAACAAAGCGCUAUUUUAAUAGCACCUGUUGUAGAUGGACGAAUCAAAAUAAUUUCAUCAUAAAAUUAUCAUCCCAAUAAUAAUCCCUAUAUCCUUUUAUUUUAUUAAUCGAACUUGAUUCUUUAUUUAAGUAUCUUAUUUUUACUUCCACUUUAACUAUAUAUUUAUACAAAUUAUUGUACUAGA